Alternaria rosae is the source of this 1937-nucleotide messenger RNA. RefSeq lists its product as uncharacterized. Lineage: Eukaryota; Fungi; Ascomycota; Dothideomycetes; Pleosporales; Pleosporaceae. Bases 373 to 1734 code for a protein of 453 amino acids. Gene Ontology annotation, cellular component: actin filament; cytoplasm. The transcript has a single exon. Gene Ontology annotation, biological process: actin filament polymerization. Gene Ontology annotation, molecular function: microtubule binding; actin binding. The record is from RefSeq and is a predicted model, not a curated record.
UGACUAUGGCUACGAUCUCUCAGGUAUAUGUCUCUCCGGCGCUCUUGCACUUUCUCCGUCUUUACAUGCUGGACAAGGCAGAGACCUCAACAGCGACUCUAGUCGACGACUUCACAGCAAGAUACUUCGAAAUUUCCCACUACAUUCACAGCUACGCGGAGUUCGCUGCUCCAGUCACCAGCGAGCCUAUCUUCACUUCAUACAUCGUAAGGUCCGCCGUCCAUCACGUUUCAACCGCUAUCUGACUACAAUAACCUACUAGUACUACUCACCCCAAAAUACUCUCCAACACAAGCACCAGAUCUUCAACCACAACCUUGCAAUCCAAAUUCCACCUCACCACCAUCCAAGUAACCCCGAACUAAAAUCACCAUGUCAGCUUUCCGAGGUGGCAUCUGGGACUCAAAUCCUUUCCGCGCCAGCGGUAAUCAUAGAGGUGGCGGUGGAAGCCGAUCAAGCCAGCCUCACCCGAACCCAUAUGACAAUCACGACAACUCACCCCCCAUGAUGGGUGGCAUGCGCGGCCCAGGUCCCAUGUACGGCGGAAUGGCUGCUCCCAUGACAGGCGGCCAGACACGCUCCUACUCAUCAUAUCAAGACUCCGACGGUAACAGACAUGAAGAGGGUUACGGUCCAGGCGAACCAUUUAGCAACUCAGUCCAUGGAGGAACGCGCAUGGGACAAAGCAUGAAUCCAAGCAUACCACCACAAGGCCGCCCACCACCAGGAAGUCUCCUAGGCGGUCUCAGCCGCGGGCCUGGCGCCUUCAGCUCUUCCUUCUGGACCGGCGCAAACCCCUUCCGCAGCAACGGAGCCAACGGCGCACCGAACGGUGGCAGUGAUCCCAACACCGGACCCCGCGACCCUUCCUUCAGAAUGGAAGUCGACCCCGCACCCAUGCCUCCAGAUCGGGGCCUCACAAGCGAAAAUUCCGAACUCAUGGCCUCCUUUAUGGCCGAGAACACACAGCCUCUAGGCGGUUCCAUCGCACCUCCCAAUGCAGAGUGUCCAAUUUGUCUGGAGCCGCCCAGCGCGUCGCAUUUGUGUGUUCAGAUUAAGGAUAUUCCGGGGUGUAAUCACCUUAUUGGGAGGGAGUGUCUCAAAGAGAUGUUGGUUAAUCGGCCGGAUGAUGCAAAAAAGUGUCCGAUCUGUAGGGCCGAGUUUCUGGGUGAGGAUGGGAUUUGGCAGGAUUCUGAGCAGUUUCAGCAGUUGGGACGGGGAGGUCCUCCUGGGUAUAGCGGUGGACCUCCUCCUGGGUACGGUGGACCGCCACCGAGACCAACUGACUAUGGCGGUGGUCUGCCUCAGGCUCCUCCUGGUUUUGGUCGCGGCGCUCCUCAGAUGCCUCCUCAGAUGCCUCCUCAAGCACCUCGCCCGACACCUCGUCCAGCACCUCCCAGUUAUGCAAGCGCAGCUACUUCACCAGCUCCUCCAGGUCCCCCAAGCUACAUGGCAGCUCCUCGUCCGCCUCCAACCCCUCGUACGGCUCUUGGAGCUAGUCCUCACGCCGCUCCCCCAGGUCUUCGCAACGCGAUGCGCGGCGGGGCCAGAGUUCAUGGCAUGGACGAUUUUGGUAGAGGACGGGGUAACGAGCAAGACGACGUCGGUGGCAUGCAAGGUGGCCCCCCAAUGAUGAACCAGGACAGGUGGCCACCUGAGCCACGUGAACCAGAAAGCAACUUCAGCGGCCCUGGUCAACAGCUUGGCUACAUGGACGAACGACAGCUUUGGUAGACUGGCAUGUUGAUGUUAAACGGUAGAUAUGACGCCGUUGAAGGUCUUGGUUUGCUUUUCCUUCCUUUGCUUUUACUGUAAGCGAAGACCGAACACAUCGAACAUAGUAUAACGCCGGUAAGCGCGAGAUAGUCUCACAGUAUAGUGAGCUCGAUGCGGAACGGGUAUAGGCCCGAUAUCGAAAAUCAAGAUUUUCGAUCAAA